Manis javanica (Malayan pangolin) is the source of this 2743-nucleotide messenger RNA. RefSeq names its product methionyl aminopeptidase 1 (gene METAP1). NCBI's taxonomy places the organism in Eukaryota, Metazoa, Chordata, Mammalia, Pholidota, Manidae. Gene Ontology annotation, molecular function: metalloaminopeptidase activity. Gene Ontology annotation, cellular component: cytosol. The record is from RefSeq and is a predicted model, not a curated record. Gene Ontology annotation, biological process: proteolysis.
CUCCCCUGCCUUCCCUCCACCCAACCGUUCCUCUUUCCCUCCUCCUCCUCCUCGGUAAGGCGUCCCGGCUCCCAGGCAGCAUGGCGGCGGUGGAGACGCGGGUGUGCGAGACGGACGGCUGCAGCAGCGAGGCCAAGCUCCAGUGUCCCACCUGCAUCAAGCUGGGCAUCCAGGGCUCGUACUUCUGCUCGCAGGAAUGUUUUAAAGGAAGUUGGGCAACUCAUAAGUUACUACAUAAGAAAGCAAAAGAUGAAAAGGCGAGGCGAGAAGUGUCUUCCUGGACUGUAGAAGGUGAUAUUAACACUGACCCAUGGGCAGGUUAUCGAUAUACUGGUAAACUCAGACCACAUUAUCCACUGAUGCCAACGAGGCCAGUGCCAAGUUAUAUUCAAAGACCAGAUUAUGCUGAUCACCCUUUAGGAAUGUCUGAAUCUGAACAGGCUCUUAAAGGUACUUCUCAAAUUAAAUUACUUUCAGCUGAAGAUAUAGAAGGGAUGCGACAUGUAUGUAGGCUUGCUAGAGAAGUAUUGGACGUUGCUGCUGGGAUGAUUAAACCAGGUGUAACUACUGAAGAAAUAGAUCAUGCUGUACAUUUAGCAUGCAUUGCAAGAAAUUGCUAUCCUUCUCCCCUGAAUUACUAUAAUUUCCCAAAGUCUUGUUGUACUUCAGUGAAUGAAGUGAUCUGCCAUGGAAUUCCAGACAGACGGCCUUUGCAAGAAGGUGAUAUUGUUAACGUGGACAUCACUCUUUAUCGCAGUGGUUACCACGGGGACCUGAAUGAGACAUUUUUUGUUGGAGAUGUGGAUGAGGGAGCACGGAAACUGGUUCAGACCACGUAUGAGUGCCUGAUGCAUGCCAUCGAUGCAGUGAAGCCUGGUGUUCGAUACAGAGAAUUGGGAAACAUUAUUCAGAAGCAUGCCCAAGCAAAUGGGUUUUCAGUUGUUCGAAGCUAUUGUGGGCAUGGAAUCCAUAAGCUUUUUCAUACAGCCCCCAAUGUACCCCACUAUGCCAAAAAUAAAGCAGUUGGAGUGAUGAAGGCGGGCCACGUGUUUACAAUUGAGCCGAUGAUUUGUGAAGGUGGAUGGCAGGAUGAAACCUGGCCGGAUGGUUGGACUGCGGUGACAAGAGAUGGAAAGCGGUCUGCUCAGUUCGAGCACACCCUGCUCGUCAUGGACACUGGCUGUGAAAUCCUAACCCGGCGGCUUGAUAGCUCACGGCCUCACUUCAUGGCCCAAUUGUAGUUUCUUUGAGAUGGUACAUCUCAGUAGGACCUUUUGGCUGUACUAUUCAUUUUACUGAGAGUACAGAAUGGGAGAGGACAUUUUUUAUUACGUGUUUUGUUUUGACUAUAGAUAAGGAAGAACUACAGCAUUUGAUGUUUGUCCUCAAGAACUUGUCUUGGGUCUGAAAAAGCUGAGAAGAAUAGAGGAGACAUUUCUUAACUCCUUUCAGUGCUCCUCUGUCCCCCUCAAAAUCCCCAUACUCCUCUCUUCUGAUUUGCCCUUUGAGCACUUUUACUUAAACCUGCUUCUAGUUGCUUUUAUCACUGCCACAAUUGGGCCAUCAAGAGCCAGCUGCUUUCCAGGUGAAUGUUGACGAUGAGAAUCCUUGCAACUUCAGCAACAUAUGUUGCUCCAGAUUUAUUAUGUAUGUAGGGAUAUAUAUAUGUGUACAUUUUAAAUUCCAUAUAUGUAAUUAACGAGUACAAUGUGAUCUGGGGUGUGUGCUUUGACAGGUCAUAUGCUGUCAUAAGUAGACCCAUAGUUUGCAGUGAUUUAAUUCCUAGUUGGGAAUUGGCCUCCCUCCUCCCCUGUGCUAAUUAUUUACUCUUGUGUGUAAGGAAGCACUGGGUCAAUGAGACUCUCCAAUUUGGACUUUAUGUUGGUGAGUAGAUAUGGCAAAAUUCACUUUGGAAAAAAAGGUCGUCAGGCUUCUUAAAAUCUAAUUUAUGGCAAAAAUAGUCCUGCUCUAAGUGGUAGUGCUGGCUGUUGCAGAGCAUGAGAAUUCUGUAAUACAUUGCUCUUUCAGACCUCUGUUUGGUCAAAAUGGGAGGAAAAAAGUCCCUUGCUUCCCCUAUUUUAUUUCAAGGUCAUCCCUUGGAGGUAGUCAGAGAAGGGUGGAGGUUGCACUAUGGAGGUUGGUGGGGAAAGAUAGCUCUGAAAUCUGUCCAGCAGUGAGCAGAGUAAGUCAGGUGGGCUGUGAAGUUCUAAUGUUUAGUAAGGCUGGUGAUGAGAAAGCAACUUCUUGAAGACUGGACUGUUUCCCUACAGUAGGCAUGCAGCUGUCCUUCAUGUGCUAGUAACAGACUUACCUAAACAUGGCUGGGAACCUCAUUAGAAAUGACCUCAACUGCCCAGUAUCUUAACGUUCCUUUCAGUAGUUAAUCCAAAUGGGAGUGUAUCCAGUGAAGACAUACCAGAUCUAAGUCAUUGUCAUUAGAGAGUACUUGAUAACUGCAUAUUUGGUAACUUACUUGUAAGAUAAUUUGAUACCACUGACAUGUUAUGUUUGUGUGAGAACAUGUAUCCCAGAGUGCCUCAGACCUUUAUUGCUUUAAAAGAAUUAUAAUGUUUUCAUUACUUUUAUUAUUUUAAUGAUUUAGUAAAGUGACCGAAUCUAGUAUAGACUUUUGGGGGUAUGUGUGUGAAGUUUUUUAUCGAACUGUAAUAUUUGUGAAUGGAAUGCCUUGCAAUAUGAAUGUUAAUAUAAUGUGUAAAGGGAGAUUAAAAAGUUUGAAUGAUUA